Molecule: messenger RNA, 1418 nt
Organism: Tarenaya hassleriana
Lineage: Eukaryota; Viridiplantae; Streptophyta; Magnoliopsida; Brassicales; Cleomaceae
Product: dehydration-responsive element-binding protein 2G
Exons: 1
Coding region: 129-1241 (370 amino acids)
Biological process (GO): positive regulation of DNA-templated transcription; response to stress
Cellular component (GO): nucleus
Molecular function (GO): transcription cis-regulatory region binding; DNA-binding transcription factor activity
Source: RefSeq, a predicted model, not a curated record
CUUUGGUCGGGAUCCGUUCGUGUAACAUGGAGCGAUACAUUUAUUAACAAAGUCAUAGAUGCUCCACUAUACAUGCACACGCAUACACAAAGAUAGAUACAUAUAUACACCUAUAUAUAUGCCACCGCAUGCAAUCUGUGCCCCAACCCAAAAAUGUUCAUACACAUAGAAAAGGUCCGAACAGAGCCACGGAACUGAACAAGCAGCGACGUCGGACCAUAAAGAGAACACAAGCCGUCUGCAACAAGAAACCGGACAUGGGGAGAUCAAGAAAAGGUUGUAUGAGAGGGAAAGGUGGUCCGGACAACGCCACGUGUAGAUACCGUGGUGUGAGACAGAGGACUUGGGGUAAGUGGGUCGCUGAGAUUCGGGAACCUAACCGAGGAUCGAGGCUUUGGCUCGGUACCUUUGACACUUCCUUUGAGGCCGCCAUGGCUUACGACAAGGCCGCUAAGAAGCUGUACGGACAAGCCGCCAAGCUCAACUUGGUCCAACCAGAUCAGCUUCAGGGCAAGAAUGGGUGUUUCUCUCGACACGGGUCUGAUGGUUCUUGGGCUUACAAGACCAACCCGGUUCGUGUGCAAAACUGGGCGAGUGGGUCGAUCGGUUCUUGGUCGGAGAGAAUGGAUUUUCCACAUGAACAUGGCCACAGGCCUCAAGGUGGAACCAACGGGUGUUUUUUGGGUCAAGAAUAUGAUUUCGGGUUUGUAUCUUCAUGUGGGUCCAAUCUUCCUUGGUUAUUUUCCAAACCCAAUUCGUUUAACCAAGAGAAAGUUCAUGGGUACACGCCCUGUGGUGGUGGAUUGGAUCUGUCAAAUUCGGCGAAGCUGAGUUUGCAACAGGGAUUACAAGAUCAUCAAGAUUUGAAGUACACAUGUCCGACCGGAUCUUGGUCUAGGUUUCUUAUAGCACAAGAAAAGGCGAGCCGGGAGAUGGGUCACGACGAUGUUUCUCGGACGAGUUCUUUGCAAGGUCCCUCGGACAAUAAGGAUGGUAUGUUGGUUCCGAGUUUUGUCAGUCAAGAAGUUGAUGGAUUUCUUGUUCCUAACGGCGGAGGCGGCGGAGGAGGAGGCAGUUGCGGCGGCGGAGGAGGGAGAGGAAAGGUACCGGAGGUGACAGGGUUCUUGGCAAUGGAUAACGAUCUGUUGGAUAUGGAUGAUUUCGGCACUUUGGUGGGUAAAAAUGGAGAUUUCAAGAAUUGGUGUCACGAUGAGUGGCAACAUCCAUGGAGUUGGGUUUGAUCUUCCUUUUUUUAUUAAACUUUAUUUUCUCAAAUGAAUCACAAUAGACCUAGUUUUACUUAGAUCGAGGUGUGCCUUUCUCGUACUCCUAUGUGUAAAAAAGGUUUGAGAAUAUUUGUAUUUUCUUUAUAAAAUCAGAAAUGGCGUGUAUAAGAAAAUAUAUUUGGUUUUUAUUUA